Messenger RNA from Prunus avium (sweet cherry), 733 nucleotides. RefSeq names its product phy rapidly regulated 1 (gene PAR1). The record is from RefSeq and is a predicted model, not a curated record. Lineage: Eukaryota; Viridiplantae; Streptophyta; Magnoliopsida; Rosales; Rosaceae. Gene Ontology annotation, biological process: regulation of DNA-templated transcription.
CAACAAUAAUUUAACGCCAACCUCAUACACACCCUCCUUCCUCUCUUCAGUUCACAAAGAAAGUCAUAACCCACCUUCUCUCUCUCUCUCUCUCUCUCUCUCUCUCUCUCUCUCUCUCUGUGUCUCUCUCUCUGUCUCUCUGUCUGCCCCUCACAGACUCACACAAACAACUUCCUCCUCUGUUCUUCCUCCCCUCAGACUCAUGGAGGAAGCUCAAACUCAAACCCAAGUUUCCAAAUCUACAUUCAAGAGAAAGCAAAGAAAAACCCAGCAAAAAUCUCACAUGGGUAAUGCAGUGCAUGAAUCUUUAUCCAGCUUUAACCAACUGAGAGCAGAGUCUGCUCAACGAAGAGCCCGAAAACAGAGAAGGGAAGAGUGCAUGAAGACUAAUCAGCCCAGCGAUGUAAAGAAUGGUGGUGAAGAAGAUGGUGACAAGGAGGAGGAGGUGGAGAAGAAGAUUGAGGCAUUGCAGAGGAUUGUGCCAGGGGGGGAGUCACUUGGUGUUGACAAGCUGUUUGAAGAGACUGCUGGGUACAUAAUGGCCUUGCAGGGUCAGCUCAAAGCCAUGAAAGCUCUUGCAAGCUUUGUUGAAGGUUUGGAGAAGGAGAAGAGGAAGUUUGGAGGUUGAUUGAUUGAUUGAUUAAUUAUGGCCUCUUGCUGAUUGGGAGUUUGGAAGGUUCUUAUUAUGGUUCCAUGACAGACCAAUGAAAUCUCUUCUUCUUCUUCUUCUUUU